AUGACUUAUACUCCCAAGUUACCCGCUGCUAGCGUCCGGGCUCGCCGUGCGGCGGGAAUCGGCUGUUGUUUCGCAGGCGGCGUGGGGGAUGGGGAAGAGGCGGAAGAUAGUGAAGGGGCGGAAGACUCCCUGCCGGCGCGCGAGGCUGGGGGGAAGCUGGCGGAAGGAAUUGCGCGGCUACGGAUGGGAUGGGCGCGCGCAAGAGAUGGAGUGGAGGAGGCGGAAGGGGUCAGAGCACCGCUUCUGGCGCAUGCGGUGCUCCCAGCGGAGAGGGGGGACGUUGGCGCGCAGGAUGGCGGUCGCGGCGGAGAUGAGCGGAUGAAGAGGGAUGGUCCUGAUAUGCUUAGGGAUGCCCGAAUUUCUGGCGAACCUUCUUCCAAUUCGCGUCACAACGAGAUUGAACCUGCCGACACACCUGCCACCCACGAGUCGAGUUAUAUUACUGCCAGCGACACGGGCGCCUCCUAUGGAACACGGAGUACGACAGCCGCCACGUCAGCAGCCGAGCCGCGGGUCGUGCUGCCGCACCUGUACUCUAAAGUGCCGGUUUCUGGGGAAGGCAGUAGCGUAGCAGGCUGGGGUAGGUGGGAAGGAGAGACAUGCAUUCAAGAAGAGGAGGGAGAGGAUGAGUACUGGCGUGAGAGAGCAGACGACGCUGUUGCUGGCGCUGGUGCUGGCAGUUCUGACGCGUGUGUUGCUGAUUCGACGCGCGAAGAAGCACGUGACAUGGGAGCGCGGACCAGGCCGAGCUCUCCCACCCAUCACACCACCAGCCCUGCUGCUUCCACUAUCCCCGCGACCGACGCCGCUGCUGCCGGAACUGCUGCAGUAACGGAAGCGGCGGAGAUGCAGGAAAGGUUGUGGGCAGGGAGGGCAGUGACAGCGCCUGAAGCCAGGCUGUGGCGGGGCCACGCAUCAGGCAUGCAGGCAGGAGGCAUGCAGGCAGCCAUGGCCAGCAGCAUUGCGACAGAUGGUGAUACUUGCACAGACUCUCUCCCAGCAGGCUUGCCUACCUUUCUCCACUCCGGCUGCCUACCUGCCUUCCUACCUGCCGCCCCGAACCUGCCUUCGCAUGCAACGCCGGGCCCUGUGCUAAAGGUGCGGCGGCAUUGCAUCGCUGAGGCGGCAGAUAAGGACGACUCGGGCGGCAGCAGCAAGGGUCUGGGCGGCAGCGGGCCGGCGUCGCUGUUCACCAUUCUGAUCAUGCCAGCCGAGAGCGGAGGGAAGAAGGAGAGCCGUCGAUUCUUUGAUGUCAACCACACUAUCGAUGCAAUGCGCGCCAGCGGAGCAGCACUCGAGCUGAUGAACGCUCAGACCGAAGUCCUGCCGGUGCGGCUGGGCGGCAUGGACGGCGACAAGCUCGCCAAGAUGGCGCAGUACGGCAAGUGGACAGUAAAGACAAACGACGAGCAGCGCGGGGAUCAUAUCUCCGUCCUCCGCGCCGUCCGGCUCUGGCUGGUCCCAGAUUCCGAGGUGGAACUUACCCUGGUGCUGGCUUCCGGCGGGGUAAAUAACGCGGCGUGCCCUCCCGAUUGGGGGUUACUUCUGGAACAAACCCUCGAGGGUGUGGUGCAUGUGGUGGGGGUGAGGGGGGGCAGUCCGGCUGAAAAGGGAGGAGUGGCCAUGCUGCUGAGGAUGGCACGGGCGAAGAAACGGCUGCUGCUGCUGUCGCGGCUGCAGGGACAGGUGCUGCUGCCGUCGGUGAUAGCCAAUGGGCAGAUAGACUGUGCUGACGUGGAGGCGCUACAGGAGCAGCUGGUGCUGCAGGCGCAUCUGCCGUCCAUCCCGCUGCGCCUCACGUUUGCCCUGUGA
Closterium sp. Naga37s-1 is the source of this 1812-nucleotide messenger RNA. The record is from the annotation of a GenBank genome assembly. Lineage: Eukaryota; Viridiplantae; Streptophyta; Zygnematophyceae; Desmidiales; Closteriaceae.